Molecule: messenger RNA, 3852 nt
Organism: Chlorocebus sabaeus (green monkey)
Lineage: Eukaryota; Metazoa; Chordata; Mammalia; Primates; Cercopithecidae
Source: RefSeq, a predicted model, not a curated record
AAACGGCUCUGGGUCUGCCCAGACCUCAGGUGUGACCCUGAGCCAUUUCUUCUCUGAAUCUCAAGCAGAUGACCUCAGAGGACUUUCACAUGUUCAUGCCAUGAUAGGUGAACUUUUCCAGUAAACAAAACUGUCCCCACCCAGAGUCAGGAGAGCCUCCUGGAAGCCUUCCCCAGGCAGGGCCCCACCCUGGAGUAAAAGCCUCGGAGGACACUGAGGGGCCUGUUCCUGCAGCUGCAGCCUCAGCAGGGCCCUUCAUGCCUGCACCCCCUUCCCCUGGAGUGCCCAGUGAGGGCUGGCUGCUAGGGGAAAUGUCAGGGGGUGCCACAGCACAGCCCCCUCCCCUGUGAAUCCAAUACGGGAGGGCCCUGCCCUUGUUCCUAUUGGGGACGCAGCCAGUAAACAAGGAGACCAGGGUGUGCCCAGGAUGACCUCGGCUGGGGAUAGAUGAGUGGUAGCGACUGGAUGUCCAGGCAGGUGGGGAGGCCUCUGGAUGGGUGACAUUGGGCACCCUCUGGAGACAGAACACCACUCCUGGCUGUACCCUCCUGCUCUUGCCGUUGGGGCCCUGUGACCCUACAAGUGGCCCGUCCUGUUGUGGAUCCUCAAAUUUACAUGCACUGUUUAAGCAUAAGCUUCCCAUUCCACUCUGGCUUUGUUUUCUCUUUACAUCCCUUUGCAAGGACAGGAAUAUCAAAAAAAUGGGCUGAGAGUAACCCUGCUAUGCCCAGGAGUGGCUGCUGCAUGGGGGCUGGAUUUCUUCAUCUGAGUAGCUGUCUCACAGCGCUCUGAACAAAGCUCCUGCCUUAGAACAAUUCGAAGCUGUACAGGUGUGGCCUAUGACACUAAGGAUCUACUGGGCUUUUCCCAUGGGGCUCUAUAGUGAUCUAGGUGCCCAGACCCCUCUUCUAGGCAUCCAUGCAAAUAAACUGUGGCCUGUUUGAAAGUUUAUUGGGCUUACAAGGAACAGUAACCCACCCUCAAGUUAAAAAAGGGUUUGGGAAAAGUAAUUCCAAAUUCUACGUUAUUCCAGGCCAGGACCCGAGGCAAGGCUGGGUCCUGCUUCAUGGGCUAGACCGGGGGAGAGAGUUGAUAGGGCUCCCCCCACUUUCUUCUGGAUGGCCUGGCUCCUUCCUCACCAUCCCUCGGGAAUCUCUCCCCUCCAUCUGCCUGUCUCUCUACAAAGUCUCCCUACUUCCCUGUGGUCCUCCUCAGUCCCAUGAUGCUGGCCAGCAGGCGGUUGGCUUCAGCUUGCCCUGCCACAGAGCUGGCAGUGUGGAGACCCACGUGGCAGGGGAUAAGCCUGGAGCUGGGCAAUCAAGGCCACUGGACUCAGAGGCCACAGGGAACUAUGGAGGGGACGGAGUCAGCUGAGUGAUGGGACAAGAGUCUAACAGCAGCAUGGGUAUGGAGCAAAUGCAAGUCCCCUGUGCAGAGGACCUUUUCAAGGGCAUUAGUGGUGGAGGCAGCAUAGUAACUCCCAAGGUGGAGGGUUUGAGAGAAGAGUUUGAGGACUGGGAAGGUGGGACACAUGACUGGGUGAUGGGAGAAGAGGGCAGAGAAUAGCGAGAUUGCUUUCUUCGCCCACAGAGAAACAGAGGAGUGUGGAUCAUGAAUGGGCAAGAUCUUUAAGUGCCAGGGGGGUCAUGGGGGAGGGGAGGGCCUGGUCCAGAGGAGGACCAUUCCUGCUUCAGAGUCAAGCAGGACCUAGGCUGUGAAGAUUCAGAGUGAGAUGGAGGGGAGAGUCAGCUCAGCUGCCCACUGGCUUGCGUUCCGCCUGUCUCUUUCAUUUUCAUAAUCUACCGAACCCUGCAAUGGGCCAGCCCUGAACGUACAAGUGCAUGUGCAUGGUCAGACACAGGCAAGCAAGCGAAAGCCCGGGGCCUGACACAUGCAUCUGCAGUCUAGCAGGUUUAGCAGGUCAUAGUCCGGCACUGUUUGAUUUUAAAGCCGUUAGGGGAUGACCUUCGAGAGUCCGCAUCACCCGUCUCGCACAAUGAGCCGCCUGUUCAAGGUUCUUGACUGGAAGUUCUACCUUGUAUCUGGCUGCCCGUAGCGGUUUAAGUCCAUUCCCUGUGAGGAGGGUGUGCCACAUGGCUUUGGGGGUCAUGGAGAAGACCCACCUUGCAGAUGCCCUCACGGAGGCUGGCAGAGCCGGCCACCUGCCCAAGGCUGCUCAGCCCAUUCAUUAGGAGCUGGUAGCCUGGAAGGUGUCUUCAUCCCCAGCAUCGGUUCCAGUGGAGCAGCACGUAGCUCUUGCCCUCUGCCUUCCAAGAUUCUGGUGCUGAGACUUACAGAGUGUCUUGGAGGUUACCUUCUGCCCCCCAACCCUGUUCCCAGCCAGCCCUCCCAGGCCUGGGUUUCUGGCCUCUGCUUUAUCAGGAUUCUCAAGAGGGACAGCUGGUUUAUGUUGCAUGACUGUUCCCUGCAUAUCUGCUCUGGUUUUAAAUAGCUUAUCUGAGCAGCUGGAGGACCACAUGGGCUUAUAUGGCGUGGGGUACAUGUUCCUGUAGCCUUGUCCCUGGCACCUGCCAAAAUAGCAGCCAACACCCCCCACCCCCACUGCCAUCCCCCUGCCCCACCCAUCCCCUGUCGUGCAUUCCUCCCUCCGCAGGGCUGGCUCACCAGGCCCCAGCCCACAUGCCUGCUUAAAGCCCUCUCCAUCCUCUGCCUCACCCAGUCCCUGCCGAGGCUGAGCAGACGCCUCCAGGAUCUGUCGGCAGCUGCUGUUCUGAGGGAGAGCAGAGACCAUGUCUGACACGGAAGAGGUGGUGGAAGAGUAUGAGGAGGAGGAGCAGGAAGAAGCAGCUGUUGAAGAAGAGGAAGACUGGAGAGAGGACGAAGACGAGCAGGAGGAGGCAGCAGAAGAGGAUGCUGAGGAUGGGGCUGAAGCAGAGGCUGAGACCGAGGAGACCAGGGCAGAAGAAGAUGGAGAAGAAGAGGAAGCAAAGGAAGCUGAAGAUGGCCCAAUGGAGGAGUCCAAACCCAAGCCCAGGUCGUUCAUGCCCAACUUGGUGCCUCCCAAGAUCCCCGAUGGAGAGAGAGUGGACUUUGAUGACAUCCACCGGAAGCGCAUGGAGAAGGACCUGAAUGAGUUGCAGGCACUGAUCGAGGCUCACUUUGAGAAUAGGAAGAAGGAGGAGGAGGAGCUCGUUUCUCUGAAGGACAGGAUCGAGAGACGUCGGGCAGAGCGGGCCGAGCAGCAGCGCAUCCGGAAUGAGCGGGAGAAGGAGCGGCAGAACCGCCUGGCUGAAGAGAGGGCUCGACGAGAGGAAGAGGAGAACAGGAGGAAGGCUGAGGAUGAGGCCCGGAAGAAGAAGGCUUUGUCCAACAUGAUGCAUUUUGGGGGUUACAUCCAGAAGGCCCAGACAGAGCGGAAAAGUGGGAAGAGGCAGACCGAGCGGGAAAAGAAGAAGAAGAUUCUGGCCGAGAGAAGGAAGGUGCUGGCCAUCGACCACCUGAAUGAAGAUCAGCUGAGGGAGAAGGCCAAGGAGCUGUGGCAGAGCAUCUAUAACUUGGAGGCAGAGAAGUUCGACCUGCAGGAGAAGUUCAAGCAGCAGAAAUAUGAGAUCAAUGUUCUCCGAAACAGGAUCAACGAUAACCAGAAAGUCUCCAAGACCCGCGGGAAGGCCAAAGUCACCGGGCGCUGGAAGUAGGGCCCAGCCUCCUUCACCAAAGAUCUGCUCCUCGCUCACACCUGUCUCCGGCCUGCACUCCCCUAGUUCCUGGGUCCUCCUGGGCACCCCGGACAGCUCCUGUUUGGAAAUGGGGAGCUGGUCUAGGUGGGAGUCACCCCUCCUGCCUGCUCCCACACCCACUUCACACCUGUAAUAAAAAUCCACCACACACUGA